AAUAAUAAAAAUGUUUUAUUAUUAACGAUUUCGAAUGAUUAUGACUUAUUGCUUAAGAUUUGUAUUUCAAGAUGUUUAAAAAAAUUAUUUGGAUUAGUUCAAACAUUUUCCCAUAUAAUUAAAAGACAUAUACAAUCAUAUAAGAUGUUUUCAGCAUUGCGACGCUUUAGUCGCAAGCCAGAAGAAAAGGUUUUCCCAAGUGGAAUUGCUCCUGUAGAUCAACAAAUGCAAAAGAAGUAUGCCAAAGGUGUUCAAUAUAAUAUGAAAAUUAUUAUCAAAGGUGAUCGUAAUACUGGUAAAUCGGCUCUUUUACAUCGUCUAACUGGUUGUGAAUUCAAAGAAGAAUAUAUACCUACACAUGAGAUACAGGUUGCUAAUGUGAACUGGAACUAUCGAGGUGCAGAGGAUAUAGUAAAAGUAGAAGUGUGGGAUAUUGUCGAUAAAAGUCAAAAAAGAAAAAAUCCAUCUGACGGAUUGAAAAUUCAAAAUGAGGUUUGUGACAAUACUGCAAAUCCAGCUGAUAGUAUGGUGUUAGAUGCUGAGUUUAUCAACGUAUAUAAAGGAACACAUGGAGUGAUAAUAAUUUUAGAUAUUACAAAAGCAUGGACUUGGCAGUAUACUCAGAGAGAACUAGAUAAAAUACCUGCACAUAUAGCUGUUCUUAUACUGGCUAACUUUCAAGACAUGCGUGAGCACAAAGUUGUACAAACGGAAGAAAUCAUUUCUUUUAUUGAACACUAUGAAAGACCAAGCGGCUCCGCUGAGAUUUAUUUCUGUGAAUGUUCUGUAAAAGAAGGAUUUGGUUUGUCUUUUAUCUAUAAGUUCCUCAACAUGCCGUUUUUAAUUCUUCAGAGAGAGACAUUAUUGCGUCAACUUGAAGCAAAUACACUUGAGAUAGAGGAAAGCAGAGAAACUUUAAGCAUUGAUUCUUCAUCUCCUGAGCAGUGUUAUGAAAAAUUCAAGUUAUUACAGAAGGCUCCUGAAACAAUGGGUUCAAAACAUGUUUCUUCUCAUGAUUUGAGGAUUGUCAAUGAAAAUGAAGGCAAUGAAGGAAACAAAGAUGAUGUAGUUACAAUUAAAGCUCAAGAAGCUCUCAACUUAAACCCUAUUAAACAAUUACCUUUAGCACAAGUGACUCCACCAGCUCUCAACAUAAACCCAAUUAAGCAAUUACCUGUGGCACAAGUGACUCCACCAGUUGAAUCUACCAAGCCAAUAACAGAUAAAAAUAAUGCAGAAACAUUGAAGCCUAGUCGUUUUCAACUUUAUAAGUCAAAGUUUUUUGGUGGUGAGGUAGAGACCAAAGAUAUGUUUAAAAAUCAACAAGAAGUAAACAAUGUUGAUGAAUUUGUCCCUGAUCAAUUAGAUAGUGAUUUUUUAAACACUUCGAUAGUCAUAGCAACAGCACCAUCAAAUAGAAAAGAAAAUUUUUUAACGAGCAACAGUAUUAGUGAUGAUGAUGAUAUUUGCGAUGGAAAGCCUACCAUAGCCUCUUAUGAGGAUCUGGAAUCUAAUCAUGAUGUUAGUUUUGAAAAAUCAGAUUCAGAGGAAGAAUUUGAUGAAUUAAGUGACAGCGAAAGACCUGUAUUAAAAACAUCUGAGCAUUCUAUUUUUCAAGUAAAACCAAGCAAAAAUAACGAUUCAAAUGUAAAUAAUGAUAUAAUCAAGCAUAAUGGUACUAACAAAUAUAAUGACACUAAAAAAAAUGACACAAGGGAGUAUAAUGGUGCCAACAAGCAUAAUGACAAUAAAAAGUAUGAUUCAAGUGAAUGCAAUGGUACAAAAAAAUAUAGUGAUAAUAAUAAAAAUGUUAGCAAAUAUGAAAAUAAAAAAAGUUUAUCGAAUGAGUUAGAUAUUCAAAGUGAUGAGGAUUCAACAAAAGAAUCUUUGAAUCUUCAAUCAAAUUGUCUACAAUCAAACCAAUCAAACAUAAGCAGUGAAGAAGAAAAUAAUGUGUAUGAAAUUGCAUCAGUUGUUGAAGAAGAUUGGAUGCAAGACAAAAGUGCAGACGAAAGUGACACUAAAGAUGAAAAAGAAAAAAAUAAGAAAAACAAUGAAAAAAUAAAAAAUACCAUGAAUGAUUCAAAGAAAAAUAGUACAGUAGUUGAAAAGAAAACAUCUAUCAACUUUGAUGUAGAUGAGCUAGAGAUUUUUAUGCAGAACCAAUUGCAAAAAACACCAUCUAAAGAUGCAUCUACAGAUGAAAUAAAAGUCAAGGAAAAAAAGAAAAAGAAAAAAACCUCAUUGACACAGGGAAGCGAAACAGCUGAAAAUGUUAAACGCAAGAAAAAGCUGAAAGCAACUGACUUACAAAAUCAAAUAACGGCAAAUAGUUCAGACAUAGGUAAAUCUAAAGAAGCAAAAAAUCAAAAUGUCACAAAGCAUACAAAAUCUUUAGAUGAAAAAAAGAAAAAAACGAAAUCCAAGGCCAAGCAGCCUGAAGAUACACUUGACAACUUUUUUGCCUCUUGAUUGAUAAAAGAUCUUGAUUGAUAAGAAAUUAUGUGUAACUAGUGAAUUUAUUUUUGAUAUAUCAAGAAAUUUA
Molecule: messenger RNA, 2545 nt
Organism: Hydra vulgaris (swiftwater hydra)
Lineage: Eukaryota; Metazoa; Cnidaria; Hydrozoa; Anthoathecata; Hydridae
Source: RefSeq, a predicted model, not a curated record